Messenger RNA from Linum tenue, 1554 nucleotides. The record is from the annotation of a GenBank genome assembly. Lineage: Eukaryota; Viridiplantae; Streptophyta; Magnoliopsida; Malpighiales; Linaceae.
AUGUCCACAAACACAUUACUCCGGCGAAACCUCUCCCUAGCUCUGCCUCCAACUUCUCCUCUCCCCCCACCACCUCCACCGCCGCCACGAGCCCCUCUGCUCUCGAGCUACGACGUCUUCCUCAGCUUCAGAGGGGAAGACGUCAGAGGGAAGUUCGUCGACCACCUCUACGCCAGGCUCCAGGGCCUGAAGGUCAACGCCUUCAUGGACGAGAAGAAGCUCGCGAGAGGGGAGGUCAUCGAGAAGUCGAUACUGACUGCAAUCGAGAGGUCGAGAUUCUCCGUGGUCGUUUUUUCCCUCAGGUACGCCGACUCGGAGUGGUGUCUAGAUGAGCUGGUGAAGAUAGUGAGGUGCGCGCAGAACAAGGGACACGUGGCGAUGCCCGUGUUCUUCCACGUGUCACCGGACGACGUGGCGGGCCAGGCCGGGGUUUAUGAGGAGGCAUUUGUGAAACAUGAGAAGGGGUUUAAGAGGAAGCGGGUUGAGAAUUGGAGGAAGGCUUUGAUUACCGUGGCUGGGAUUUCUGGAUGGUGUUUGGGCGAAAAUGAAUCAGAGGCAACAUUAGUGGAAGAGAUAAGCAAGACAAUUCAACUCAAGCUGAAGCAGAUGGUCGAGAAAUCCCAGACCAGGAUUGCUUCGAUUGCUAGCGUCGUCAACAGAAUGAAGUCAUCAUGGGCCAGAUCGCCCACAGUGAAGGAAGUAAACCUGUUCUCCCACCAAAUUCUGGAGGACAUUGAUGUUAUAAGAGUGUGCGGAUUGGGCGGUUUAGAAAGCACCAAGUCGGCAAAACUCGUCUACGAUAAUGUACUUGCCCACAGGGAAUCACAGCCCUCUGGGCGAAACGACAAGACAUUUCGACUCAAACCAACCCGGUCGGACCAGCAGGACCACCCGGAGCUGAAAUGGACCCGGAAAGUAUGGGACAACGACGGAGGAGACAUCAUCACCGCCGUGCGAACGAAUCACACCGCCAUCGGCGGGUACAAAAAGGUCCUGGCACUCGUCGACGACGUCGAGAAGCUAGAGUCGCUCCUCCGUUUCGCUGCGGUGAUGGGUUGGUUGGGUUCGGGCAGCCGGAUCGUCCUCUCGACCGUGGAUGUUUCCAAGAAGAUUCUCAAAGUGAUCCACAUCUACAUGGAGGGUCCCACAGGAGGAGAAAAUGGUAAUUGGGCUAAUAAUAAUAAUAAUAAUAAGUAUUUGGACGUUGCUUGCUUUAUGAAGGAGAUGGUCAACGGCGGGGAUCUUAUGAAGAGGGUGGAUAAAUGUCUAGCCAACGGCGGUUUGCCGGCGGAGAUCGACGUCAAGGUUCGUGUCGAGAGGUUCGACAACGUUGGGAUGGUGGAGAACGGGAAGCUGGAGGUAGCGGCGACGGCGACGGCGUCAGAUGAUGAAGAAGACGGUGAAGAUGGAACAUUGCUGGAUGGGGAGAUGUGGAAGAAGAAGAGUAGUACUUCAAAGGGUAAACAACCGAAAGUAAUGCAGGUUUCGAUCCUUGUGUUUGCUGUUGUUUUCAUUGUAUCGAGAGUAGGCCCAAGAAGCCCAGUAGUCGCUUGA